Pseudophryne corroboree (corroboree frog) is the source of this 2734-nucleotide messenger RNA. RefSeq lists its product as uncharacterized. Lineage: Eukaryota; Metazoa; Chordata; Amphibia; Anura; Myobatrachidae. The record is from RefSeq and is a predicted model, not a curated record. Gene Ontology annotation, biological process: nucleus-vacuole junction assembly. The transcript has 14 exons. Bases 225 to 1964 code for a protein of 579 amino acids. Gene Ontology annotation, molecular function: protein-membrane adaptor activity; protein binding.
ACCGUGUCUGCGCUUUUGCUGUUGGUGACUUCAUGCUUCUCUUUGUCUGCUCCCUCCACUGAGCUCUCUCCCAGCAGCAGCAGCAGCAGCAGCGAUGGUGCACAGAGACUGGUGAUCUCAGCUAGUGUAAUGCCUUUUUCAUAAGCUCUCAGCAGCAGGACAAUAGCAGCAAUUUGCCAACAGUAUCACCAACAAGCACCAGCUGAAUCUUCCCUGAGACCGAGAUGGGGCGUCUGUGUGAGAGGUGCGCGCAGCUCAUUCAGGACUUUGUGAACUUUGUCAAGAGAUUGUCUUCCAGGAUAGUGGAUCACAUCAAGGAGUACAUGGCGCUCAUCAGCGAGUGUUGCUGUUUGAACCCAGGUGGCUCAAAAGUCAGGCAGCUUUAUGAGCCUGUUCUGCAAAACCAUGAGAAGCAAGCUGCCCAGGAAUUCCUCAAUCACAUGGAAACAGGAUUAAAUGAGUCACCGGUGGGAAAAGAAACCCUGGAUGCGUUGAUGAUCUUGGCGUUUUCUGAAAAUACUAACCUUCAGCAUUCUGCUGCUCUUUACUAUCUGCAUAUGAGCCAGCACAUGAAUUCCCAGCUGCCACCAGAGUUCCUGGAGCCAUACCAGCCGUUGCUGCAGUCCAGUGACCUGGAGGUCCAGCAGAUGUCUUCUUUGUCCCUUGUGAACUUUCUUCUUGAAGGAAACUUGAAUAAAGAGCUUGUUGUCCAGGUGGGAUUACUUGAGCCGAUACUUGAGAUGCUGGAGUCCGGGGAUUCCGCCGUACAAUGUAAUUCCUGCGCCUGCAUCAUGACUUUGGCAAUCACAGAAUCCAAUCGUGAGGCCAUUGGUAUUGCUGGAGGGAUCCUGCCUCUGCUCACACUGGCAAAGUCUUAUGAUCCUAGAGUACAACAGAAUGCUGUUGGGGCUAUUCUGAACUUAACUCGUUCAGAACGUAUUAAGAGCAUCCUGUGCCGAGAGGGAGCGCUGCCAGUUCUCACCCUGCUCCUGCAAUCAGCUGAUUCAGAAAUCCAGUAUUACAGCUGUGCCUCAUUGGGAAACAUUGCUGCCAACCCAGAGCACCAUAAAGCCAUGCUAGCCAUUGGUGACAAAUUCCUUCUUCGGAUGCUGUUCUCUCUGAUGUCUUCCUCUGUGCAAAAGGUGUCAAGUCAGGCCUGUCUCUGUUUGAAUAACCUAGCGUCAAGUGGGGAAGUCCGGGCUCACCUAUUCUCCAUGGACAUCAUGCCUUUAGUCCUGUCAUUGCUGAAUUCUAGCAGUAAAGAUGUCCGGCAAGCCUCCAUUACGCUUCUCUGCACGAUGUCCCACCCUCCUGGAAACAUGGAUGCACUGCUGUGUGAAGAAAUGCUUCAACAUUUAGCUGUAUUGAUGCAGACAGAGAGGACGAACCCUGUGGUUGUGAUCCAUGCAGCUUGCGCUAUUCAGAACCUCAGCCAAGCAGAAAACAUAGAGGUCAUUGUGCGCAGUCAGUGCUUUGAAGAAUUUCUUCUGGCCCUAAUUGACCCGAACAAUGAAGAGGAAUCUCUGCAGUAUGUGGCCUCCUGUCUCGCAGAGCUAGCUAAAUAUGACUUCACACGGGAGCAGAUGGUCAAGAGGAAGGAUAAAGAUGUGAUCAGGUGCUUGGUGAGACUGGCGGGGCACUUGGAGCACAAAGAACUUUCCUUUCAAGCAGCUACGGUCAUCAGACAUCUAUCAUAUUCUGGGAAAAUCGCAUCAGAUUUGAAGCCUCUUAUGAAAGACGUCCAGGCCUACCUCAUGAGUUUCCUCAGUCACCCAGAGCUGAGAUUCCAGCAGAUGAGCAUUGCUACACUCUGCUCUUUAAGUGAAGAUCCUGAGUUUUCCAUGACCAUCAGUCAGAGUCGGCUAAAGGAACAGCUCGAACAGGUCCGCCAGCAGACAGAGGAGACGCAGGAACUGCUCAGACUGGCCAUCAACCAAACACAGAGCUUACACUUGAACGAGUGAUUGGCUAACACUGCUGUUAUUAUUUGUAAAUGGUCUUGGCUAGUGGGGUCAGCUAUAAUUCCCCCACUGACUGUUGCUGUAGUGUUUACUUUUUCAUGUAGGGAAAAUAUUUUGUGAUGUGGAUCUUGUUCCUGCCAGUGUUGUCGGUGCAUCCUCUUGAUAAUACGCAUUGGAUUGAUACUUGCGGAAGACAAACCCCAUUCUCACUGGACAGAGCACAUUCCUUGUAUUGGAUAAACAAAUCAAAUUUAAAGGAUAACUCCACUCAAAAAUAUAGAUGAUAUUAGAUCAAUUAGGUUUUACACUUGACUCUGAGAACACCAAAUAUUUGAAAUGGGACAUCCACCUAAACUCACCUAAUGAAAACGCAGAAACACAUUGUUGCUGAUAUUUCAUUCACUGCAACCAGGGAAACAAUCAGUGCACUGCACUUUAAUCAUCAGGAAUUAUUUAACUUGUAGUAUCUAGCAUAAUUAUAUUAAUUAGGCAACAUUUGUUUUUUCAGUGGAAUUAUACUUUAACUGCAUCUUCCAAAAGCAUCACUUCUCUUCCUUUUUUAUUUAUUAUACACUUGUGUUUUGUAUUAAAACAUAACUUUUAGAAGUAGGUUUUCUAUGUUAUACCUUUUGUGUUUUAUACCAGAUGUUUAAUCCACUCCUACUGUAUUGUAAGCAUAAAAAAAAUGUUGAUAUGGUCAUAUUGUGAACUGGUAAAUUGUGUAAAGGAGUGAUCGAAUAAUACAUUAAACUAGAAAGUUGAUAAAAAAAUAA